Molecule: messenger RNA, 1821 nt
Organism: Kalmanozyma brasiliensis GHG001
Lineage: Eukaryota; Fungi; Basidiomycota; Ustilaginomycetes; Ustilaginales
Product: Origin recognition complex, subunit 5
Exons: 1
Coding region: 1-1821 (606 amino acids)
Biological process (GO): DNA replication; DNA replication initiation
Cellular component (GO): nucleus; nuclear origin of replication recognition complex
Molecular function (GO): DNA replication origin binding
Source: RefSeq, a predicted model, not a curated record
AUGGCUGCUUCAUCAUCUCACGCAGGCAGAAACGACCAAAUUGUCGCCCUUACCAGCCUGCUCGGCCAGUCCUCUCAACCCCUUCCACCAUCGGUCCUCCUCCACGACGCCUGCAGCCCCAACACAACCGCUCGACUCGUCACGGACAUCCUCACCUCCCUAUCGCACGCCUCCGAGGAUUCACCUUUGCUCUACUGUAGCGUCUCCCCCUUGACAUCGAUCAACCCGACCACGCUCUUUCGCAACAUACUCUCCUCGCUCGAAGCGCAGGUACCUCAGCCCACCACAGCCAGCAGCUCCACUGCAAAGCACCGGCGCGCCGAGCCCUCACUCGACUACUUCCUCUGGCGCCUCUCUACGCUCCUCGCCUCCACACCCAGUCGCAUCGUCCUCGUCAUCAAAGAUGCAGAACGAAUCCGAGACCUGUGGCCGGAACACAUAUGGACGUCCCUCCCUCGGCUGUCCCACCUCGCUUCGACUCCCGGUCGAAUCUGCACGGUCUUCGUCUCGACGCUUUCCUGGGCGCAGUAUCGCACGCCUUCGGGGGUGACCAUCUCCCACCAGCCGAUCACGAUUCGAUUCCCGCGCCUGACCAGGGGGGAUAUAUUGGACAUCCUCGCGCUGGACUUCCCUCACCUCUGGGCGUCGUACAGCUCGACGGUGGGGUCGGCACAGAUGCAUGCCGGCACAUCACCCGCGCUGUGCACCCGAUCCACCACGUCCAAACUUCGCACCACAGGCUCGGGCGCCGAGGUGACCCAGGAAGCCCUGCGCGCACUGCACGACCAGUUCUGCGGUGUGUUUUACGAUAGCGUUCGGGCCAACGUGCGUGAUGUCGAGGAGGUCAGGACCAUGUGUGCUGCUGUGUGGCAUAGCUUUGUUGUGCCGGUGCAGACGAGGGAAUGCAGCGUGGGAGAGAUUCAACCAUUGCUGUUGGCUGCGGGGGGGUUGUUUCGGGAUGUACUGGUGAGGUUGCAGACCAGGGAGGUGGGACCGAGGGAGUGGACGCAGCAAGCGAGGAUCAGCAGUAUUCAGGCGAGCGCAGCAAGACUUUCCAGCACCACCGGAGAUGCGACGGAGGAAGAUGUGGAGAUGGUCGAUGAAGCGAGACGGUUUGAUGAGGAGGAGUGGCUUGCACGCGAAACUCAGACGCUUGCCCGACUGCGCGAUGCGUCCAGCCAGGCAAGUAUUGCGCUCCUCCCCUCGCUCGCGCUCAUCCCGACCUUCCUCGUCAUUGCCAGCUUUCUUGCCUCGUAUAACCCGUCCCGGCUCGACGUGCGCUAUUUCUUGCGGGACGACUCGUUGCUCAGUCUCUCGUCCGGUUCUGCCAAGGGCAAAUCUCUCAAAGGCGGACGCAAGCUCGGGCCGGGUCGUGGACGGGCAGGGGGGCGAAAAGGUCGCCCAUCAAAAUCGGCUCUGCGCGUAACGACCGAUGGUCAGACGGAAAACCUCAAUCGACAGCAGCUGUUGGGUCCGAAACCGUUCCCGAUCGACCGGUUGUUAGCGAUCUUCCAGGCGCUGGUGACGGAGGCUGCGCCCGAGAUGUCGUUGGUCUACGCAGGAAUGGCUGAGGACGGCCCGGUGGAGAGGUCGGGUUUGUGGGAGUACAGGGGGAAGACGUUGAGCGUUUAUUCGCAGAUCAACGGGUUGGUCAGCAGGAGGAUGCUGGUCAGGACGAGUGCGCAGGAUAAGUUGGGGACGAGUAUCAACUUUAGGACGAAUGUAGGGUAUGGGGUGGUCAGUGUGUUGGCUAAGAGGGUAAGGUUUGAGCUGGACGAGUGGUUGUGGGAUUGGGGUGCGGGGGGAAGCAAUGGCUUGUGA